Messenger RNA from Ochotona princeps (American pika), 1760 nucleotides. RefSeq names its product FERM domain containing 8 (gene FRMD8). Gene Ontology annotation, cellular component: cytoskeleton; plasma membrane. Gene Ontology annotation, biological process: negative regulation of canonical Wnt signaling pathway. NCBI's taxonomy places the organism in Eukaryota, Metazoa, Chordata, Mammalia, Lagomorpha, Ochotonidae. The record is from RefSeq and is a predicted model, not a curated record. Bases 138 to 1535 code for a protein of 465 amino acids. The transcript has 11 exons.
UGCCCGCCCAUCUGGGUCCCUUGACCCGAACCCUGCCAUUCGGGCCGGCGGGAGGACUCCUCGUCCGCUCCAGCCAGCGCUGUUCAUCCCGGCAGACCCAGCUCGCGACUCCUUCCGUUUUGCGUUGAGGGCUUAAGAUGGACGGCAGGGAAGGCAGUGCUGGGCAGCCCGGCCCUGCGGAGCGGUCCCACCGCAGCAGCGUGUCCUCCGUGGGCGCCCGAGCGGCUGAUGUGCUGGUAUACCUGGCGGAUGACACCGUGGUGCCCCUGGCUAUGGAGAACCUGCCCUCUCUCAGCGCCCACGAGCUGCACCGGGCCGUCCGUGAGGUGCUGCAGCUGCCGGAUGUCGCCGUGGAGGCCUUCGCGCUCUGGCUGGUCUCACCUCUGCUGGAGGUGCAGCUGAAGCCCAAGCACCAGCCCUACAAGCUAGGCCGCCAGUGGCCGGAACUGCUGCUGCGCUUCACCGACGCGCCGGACGACGACGUGGCCAUGGACGAACCCUCCCUGCAGUUCCGAAGGAAUGUGUUUUUCCCCAAGCGGCGGGAGCUCCAGAUCCAAGAUGAGGAGGUCCUGCGGCUGCUCUACGAGGAGGCCAAGGGCAACGUGCUGACCGUGCGCUACCCGUGCGACCCGGAGGACUGCGAGGCGCUGGGUGCCCUGGUGUGCCGUGUGCAGCUUGGGCCCUACCAGCCCGGCCAGCCUGCAGCCUGCACCUUGAGGGAGAAGUUGGACUCCUUUCUCCCUGCCCACCUCUGCAAGCGGGGCCAUGGACUCUUUGCUGCCCUCCGGGGCCGCGGGGCCAAAGCUGGACCUGGCGAGCAAGGGCUGCUGCAUGCCUACCGUCAGGUGAAGGAGGCCGGUGGCAGCGAACACGAGGCUGCUCUGAGUACCCACUACCGUGCCUACCUCCUCAGGUGCCACGAGCUGCCCUUCUACGGGUGCGCCUUCUUCCACGGUGAGAUCGACAAGCCAGCCCAGGGCUUUUUACACCGCAGUGGGCGCAAGGCUGUGACUGUGGCCAUCAAUUUGGAAGGAGUUCAUGUCAUUGACCACAGGGAGAAGCACGUGCUGCUGGGCCUGCGUUUCCAGGAGCUGUCAUGGGACCACACCUCCCCUGAAGAGGAAGAGCCUGUCCUCUGGCUGGAGUUCGAUGGGGACAGCGAGGGCACACCUGUCAACAAGCUGCUGCGGAUCUACUCCAAGCAGGCCGAGCUUAUGAGCAGCCUCAUUGAGUACUGCAUCGAGCUGAGCCAGGUCGCCGAGCCCAUCGCCCCCCAGGACAGUGCGACCGGCCCCCGCUCAGCCCCCGGCUCCUUGCCGCCACCAUCGCAGCGCCCCAAGCUGCGGAGGCAGAGCAGCGUGGUGUGCAGCCGGAUCCAGCAUCUGUCCACCAUCGACUACGUGGAGGAUGGCCAGGGCAUCAAGCGGGUGAAGCCGAAGCGGUCGACGUCUUUCUUCAGCCGCCAACUGUCCAUGGGCCAAGGGAGCUACACCGUGGUGCAGCCCGCAGACAGCGGGGAGCAGGAGUCAGGGUGACCGCCAGGCGGGAGCUGUCUCCACACCCAAAUCCACAGGGCCAGGGCCCAGCUGGGCUGCCUGGACUGCUCGGGCCCUGGGGGUGGGCUCCAGGCCAUGCCUCCCCUGGACCCAGUCCCCCACCCCUGGGGAUGAGCUUGUCCGGGCAGGCGCGGCUGUGCUGAAGGGCGCAGGCGGCACUGCAGCAGGCAGCUGAGGCUCACAGCCUCCAGCAGGUGCCCGGCU